UAUCAGAUCCCCCUUCAAACCUUUCUGGGGGAGUUCCUUCUCUUCCUUAUCCUUCACUCUUUCAUCCACAUGGCGAGUCGCAAACGCAUGCAAGACCGAUUAGGAGCCUCCUUGUUCACGCUAUCAUGCUUAUGUCUCCUCCUCUCUGCCAACCUCGCAGCUGCACGCGACAUUUCCCGCCCAUCUACACCUGAUUCAUUAGCCGUUAGAACAUCCGGAAGCGCGGAUGUCCGGUCACUAGAAUCCGCGGCUCGUGAAGCCGCCGCCGCGGACGCGGAAGCCGCCGAAGCUUUAAAGGCGUACGAGGAUGCGAAGAAGGUUCUCGAACGAAAGAAGGUGGACGCGGAGGGGAUUGCUGCGGAAGUGUCCGAAGCGCGCAGCGAAGCGGAAGGAAUGAAGCUCGAGAAGAUUUCCACGGACAUGGACGUUACAGAAUUGGCGGAGCGCGCGUGCAAACGCUUCGAGGACCUGAAGCGCGUGGACGAGGUGGCGGAAAAAGCUGCGGCCGUCGCGAUGGAAAAGCGGAUGGCUGCGGCGGAAGCGGCGGGUGAGGCGGGGAAAGCAGCGCGGCUGGCGGAAGCGUCGGGCACGGCGGAGGCGCGGCUAGCGCUCGUGCAGGCGGAAGCCGCGCGCGCGGAAGCGGUUCGCGCGGCGGAGGAGGCGAAAAGGAUAGCAGAGGCAGCGAGGGAGAGCGCGGAGGAAUUGUGGGAAGCGUAUUUGCAGGAGGAAACCGACUUGGAAGUUUCUACCGUGGAUCAAGAAACGGAAAAAACUUAUAUCGAAGGUCUAGAUUCCGCAGCAGCACGCCUCGAGGAGGAAUAUAGGAAGAGCGUGACUGCAGUGAAGGUCGCUGAGGCGAAGGUGGCGGAAUUGAAGGGUCUUGCUGAGGGGAAGGUCGCGCGGGCGAAGGCGAUGCGAGUUGCGCUGAGGAAAGGGGGGAAGGGGACCAGCCGAGAUGGAAUGACAGCCACGCAGUAGCCGUUUUAAAAAGCCCAGACUAUGUUCACUGAUAUAAGAGACGACUAUAGAGCGUAUCAACAGAGAUGCUGUAGACCCUGCACCUGGCCGGGCUUCAGAAGCUCGGGUUCGCCGGCACAAUGAGCUCAGUCAGUUCCGCAAUGCUCUCCACCAGCAGCUAACCCAUGUUGUGGAGUCUUGUGACAUAGUGUAUAUGGGUGGUUAAUAUACCUACUGUGUAUUGUAAUUUGUUGUCCCCAAAGUUCAGGACAUGAGUAAUGGGAACAUGCAAUUAUAGGCCAGCCUGU
This is a messenger RNA of Closterium sp. NIES-67, 1265 nucleotides long. The record is from the annotation of a GenBank genome assembly. NCBI's taxonomy places the organism in Eukaryota, Viridiplantae, Streptophyta, Zygnematophyceae, Desmidiales, Closteriaceae.